AUGGCUACCGAAGUAGUUCGCGAAUCUAAAAUUCUUCUCACUCCCGAUAAUUAUGCUCUUUGGCUGCUCCCAAUGAAAGCCAAACUUCACAAAGCUAAAUCACUCACCAUCGUCACUGGUGCACAUACCUGUCCUGACCCUAAAGAAGACAAAGAAAACGCCCGACUCUACGUCAAGCUCAACAAAGAUGCGUAUGCGGAAAUCAUCCAACAUCUCAAUCAAGAAAUCCUUGCAUAUGUCAGUUCCACCCUACCCGAGGCCGAUGAAUUCAACGGUUACAAGCUCUGGCAACUCUUAAAACAAAAGUAUGCCGGUAACGAUCUCACCUCCAGAACCACUGCCCUCAAGAAGUUCCUCGCCAUAGAAUACGACUCGUUCUCGUUGUUCCUUCCUCUAGUACGAUCGGCCAAUCAUAAGAUCGUUCUAUCAAAUCUUGCUCUUGACGAUCAAGUCAAGACCAUUCUGAUGCUUGAUAAACUCCCUCAAGAAUUCCAUUCGUUCAAAACCAAUAUCUCAAUGAAUUUUGAAACAGAACCAUUCGAUCAAGUGUUAAAGAAGCUUGAAGAUUUUGCCUCUCAAAAUCAGCUGAAUGAACUCAAGAAGACACCUAAUCUGUCGCAAACGACUCUGUACACGCAAUCCUCCGAUCCUGAAGUCGUCUGUCCUCACUGCAAACGCGGAUUUAGAGCCUGCUCCCACUGUUUCAAAAGCGGCCAUACGGAAGGUAACUGCUUCGUCAAACAUCCCGAGAAACGACAGCCUAAACCAGUUGCAUCAUCCUCAAAACAACACUCGGCCCAUCUCACUCGAUACACCCAAGAAGACGAGGAGUACCUCCAACAAAAAUACCCUGAUCUUCAUCUUUAA
This is a messenger RNA of Puccinia graminis f. sp. tritici CRL 75-36-700-3, 867 nucleotides long. RefSeq lists its product as uncharacterized. Lineage: Eukaryota; Fungi; Basidiomycota; Pucciniomycetes; Pucciniales; Pucciniaceae. Gene Ontology annotation, biological process: mitochondrion organization; phospholipid transport. Bases 1 to 867 code for a protein of 288 amino acids. The record is from RefSeq and is a predicted model, not a curated record. The transcript has a single exon. Gene Ontology annotation, cellular component: ERMES complex.